Messenger RNA from Chlamydomonas reinhardtii, 1255 nucleotides. RefSeq lists its product as uncharacterized. The transcript is spliced from 6 exons. The record is from RefSeq and is a predicted model, not a curated record. NCBI's taxonomy places the organism in Eukaryota, Viridiplantae, Chlorophyta, Chlorophyceae, Chlamydomonadales, Chlamydomonadaceae. The coding region runs from base 136 to 864 and encodes 242 amino acids.
AUUCACCCAGUCCUUUGCAGCACAACGUUAUAAACUGAGCUCUCGCACAACUUUCAAAACCAAGCCCAACAGCUGGGCAUCCCUGUUCUUGGCCUUUCCUUCUUAGUCUGGGCUGCAGUAAAACAACUUAACAUUAUGGAGGAUGCGAUAGCUUCGACGAGCCUGAAGCUGGAGAGUGCGGACGUCCAAUUACUGGUCCGCCUUCUUGAGCAGUCGCGCAGCGACGUGGACGCAGAUGCAUGCCCAGGCGUGCAUAAAGCAGUUGAUGCGCUGGUUGCCCUCCUAACAACAGCUCAGCCCUCUCAAGCGCAAAAUGCGCCAGAGGCGCAGCCGCAGCCAGCGGCAGAGGCGCAGCCGUCUACUUCAGAGCCGUCGGCAAGGGCGCCAACCGACACGUCUGCGAGCGUCGUUGCAGAGCUCAGCGCCCAGGUGGCGGCCGCCACGGAACGUGUGACGCGGCUGCGGCAGACGGUGACGGGCCAGGUGGUGGAGGCGGUGGCGGCGCAGGCGGAAGUGCUGCGGCCGGUGAUGCGGGCGGGCGAGAUGACGCUCUCAACUCCAGGCAAGGCGGACCGGCGCCGCUCCAUGGACGUGGACGCGGCGCCGCCCAGCGCCGCGCUGCAGAUCCACGAGGACCUCACGGCGGCGGUGGACAAGCUGCCUGCGCUGAGGGCCCGGCUGGAGGAGGUGACGCGGCGCAUGGGCAACGUGCUGCGUGCCAUUGAGGAGCAGCGCGCGGCGGGGGGCAAGGUGGGCGCGCCCACGCCGCUGCGCGAGCGCUACACGCCCAUGAAGCGCUCCGCCGCCUUCGCCUCUGAGUCAGACAGCGUGGUGGGCAUCAUUGCGCGCGCCAGCUGCUUGUGAGGUGGAGCGUGUGCUCAGCGGUCUGGCGUGUGAUUGUAUGGCGCUCUGGUACUGAUGUUUGGGGACGGACGGAGAUGGCGAUAGAGGCUGUGUGUGAGAGCAAGGAUAUGGAUGAAGCUGGAGGCUGUGUGUGUUUGUGCUGUGGCGGCUUGAUGCUGCCCGCGGCAGCAGCGGUGUGGGUACGUGUCUGGGUUAGGCGCAGGUGCUGGCGCGAGCGGAUCAUGGCGGUGCGUUGGACUUCUGUAUGACUGGCCGGGCCAUCCAUCGCGCGACGCUGUGUACCGGUAUACCAUGUCUGCCAGUGUAGUAGGAUAGUCGGCAAAAGACACAUCUAGAUGCCCCAGGGCGCGGUCCGCAGGGUUAUAAACUUGUGUGUCGUAGAACUUCCGUG